Acanthosepion pharaonis is the source of this 1113-nucleotide messenger RNA. The record is from the annotation of a GenBank genome assembly. NCBI's taxonomy places the organism in Eukaryota, Metazoa, Mollusca, Cephalopoda, Sepiida, Sepiidae.
AUGUCAACGCCUUUUAUUGAAGGCUGGGAACUGGUUCAAACUCUUGGAGAAGGUGCUUAUGGAGAGGUGAAGCUUGCUGUUAAUGUGGACACACAGGAAGAGGUUGCUGUGAAGUUUAUCAGUUUGGACAAAGAGGCUUCUGUCAGGGAGGAUGUCCGUAAAGAAAUUGCUAUCCACAAGAUGUUGAAACAUUCCAAUGUAAUUCGAUUUUAUGGCAGCCGUACGGUUGGAAAUGUACAGUACAUCUUCCUGGAGUAUGCUUGUGGAGGGGAACUGUUUGACCGUAUAGAACCUGAUGUGGGAAUGUCGUCAGCCUCUGCACAGUUCUACUUCCGUCAGCUAAUUGAUGGUGUAGUAAGUUCUUUUGUUCUUUACUUUUUCCUCUCCUUCCUUCUAUCUUUCUCAGCUCUCUCUUUCUUCCCCCCUCUCUUUUUGCUCUCUCUUUCUUCCCCCUCUUUUGCUCUCUUUCUUCCCCCCUUUUUUUGCUCUCUUCUUCCCCCCUCUUUUGCUCUCUUUCUUCCCCCUCUCUUUUUUGCUCUCUUUCUUCCCCUCUUUUUUGCUCUCUCUUUCUUCCCCCUUUUGCUCUCUCUUUCCUUCCCCCUCUCUUUUUGCUCUCCUUUCUUCCCCUCUUUUUGUCUCUUUCUUUUCCCCCCUCUCUUUUUGCUCCUCUCUUUCCCCCCUUUUGCUCUCUCUUUUUUCCCCUCUCUCUUUCUUUCCCCCCCUCUCUUUUGCUCUCUCUUUCUUUCCCCCCUCUUUUUGCUCUCUUUCUUUCCCCUUUUUUGCUCUCUUCCCCCUCUCUUUUGCUCUCUUUCUUCCCCCUCUCUUUUUACUCUUUCUUCCCCUCUCUUUUUCUUUCUUCCCCCCCUCUUUUCUUCUUUCCCCCCUCUUUUUGUCUCUUUCUUCCCCCCUCUUUUUGCUCUCUUUCUUCCCCUCUCUCUUUUGCUCUCUUCCCCCUUUUUGCUCUCUUUUCUCUCUUUUGCUCUCUCUUUCUUCCCCCUCUCUUUUUGCGCUCUCUUUCUCCCCCCUCUUUUUGCGCUCUCUUUCUUCUCCCUCCUAUUUUUUUCUGCGCACUCUCUCUCUCAUUUCUCCUGGAUUAUGGCCCCAUCACAUUAA